This is a messenger RNA of Cucurbita moschata (crookneck pumpkin), 1968 nucleotides long. RefSeq lists its product as uncharacterized. NCBI's taxonomy places the organism in Eukaryota, Viridiplantae, Streptophyta, Magnoliopsida, Cucurbitales, Cucurbitaceae. The transcript is spliced from 10 exons. The coding region runs from base 184 to 1737 and encodes 517 amino acids. The record is from RefSeq and is a predicted model, not a curated record.
CACCGCCCUGUUCACUUCCUCAGCUCCUCACUCGUUUUUCCCUCUUCUUCUUCACCGUUCAUCGCCCUUUCCCUUUCCUCUCGCUUGUCCUUCCACUUUCCCUUUUGGGUCUUUCCUAUUUUCUCUCCCAGGCAUUGCAAUGCGUAGCAUUGGCUUGAAGGAAAGGCUUGUAUUCACUACACAAUGAGUGCGGCAUCCAAGGAAACUAUGAUGACUUCCAAUCAGGCUACCAAAAUGUUUACUUAUGAGUUUCCGGAUGUUGACUCGGAUUUAUCUAUUUUCCCUGUUCCUGAAGAUGAUGUCUUAGGGGUGGAACAUUUCUUGGAACCUGAAAUUAACAAAUGCUUUUCUGGCAGUGUUCUAGAUUUCAACACGUUCCACUCUCACAAGUGCUUAGGCAUUGAACAUUUUUCGUUCGCUGUUGAUUUUGAUCACAUAAAGAUCGAUAGUGAAUCAUUGCAUUCUAGCCUUACUUUAGAAGGAGAGAGAACCAAGCAAGAGGAUCAUGAUGGAAAACUGCACGGAGCUGAUGAUGUGUGUUCUGGGAGUAACAAACUUCUAGGAACCGCGAACAGUCGAACCACAGAUGAUAUCUUCAAUCUGGCUCCUGGUUCAUCCAAUGCUUCUUUUCUAGGCAAUGUGGAUUUCGGUAGCUACUCGCAAGGCUUUUGUACGACGGACAUUGGCGUUGACUUGUCUUUUACCGGAGGGCAUAAUGUGGCGUUUGAUCAGAAGGAAAGCAAACUUAUGAUCUCAUCUAGCACCGGGUCCUCGGGCUGUUCGGGUAGUGCUACUGCAUGCUUGGAUGACGAGAAUAUGUCAGACAACAGGCCUGUGAAGAGGAAGAGACUUUCAAGUUGCAGCUCGUCGAAAACUAAUUCUGAACACAAUGAAUCUAGAAUCGUUCUCUUUAACGAAGGUAAUCGAGGCGAUACACUUGUUACCGAAAAGAGAUUACGAAAGCCUCCCAGGAGAUACAGUGAAGAGUCGGUCGAACAAAAAUCGAGAUCUAAUAGCAAGAAAAGUGCUCCUAGAGCUUCCAAGGAUAAGUCUCGACCUUCCGAGUCUCACAAGCAUCAAUGGCAGAAGAAACUUAAAGCAGCGCCAGUCGUUUAUAAAGAUAAAUCAUUCAAUGGAGGUUGUAUUCAGGUUCCGUUCGGUCUUCCAAUAGAAGAAAGUCACUCGGCCAAAAAGAUCAUAUGUUGGGAGCCCGAGGAGAUCAAGGAGAAUAGAAUAUUAUGCAUAAAAGAUAAAAACGAUGUGGAGUCUUUCUCGGCCGAGUCAGAGGACGAGAACACUGAAGACGAAUGUGCCACAAAAGUUUACAACGCUCAAAAAGGCAACAGUCGCCGUAAGCAUCAUAUCUCGUGGACUCUUUCCGAGGUUAUGAAGUUGAUAGAAGGGGUAUCGGAGUAUGGAGUCGGACGGUGGACAGAAAUAAAGAGGCUACAGUUUUCGUCGUCUUCGCAUCGAACAUCUGUGGAUCUGAAGGACAAAUGGAGAAAUCUAUUGAAGGCAAGUGACACACAGUUGCAAAACAGAAGAAAGGUCGUUGUUGGUCGGAAGCAAACGUCGCAGCAAGUACCUGAGUCCGUUCUAUGUCGGGUUCGGGAAUUGGCAGCGAUUUAUCCAUAUCCUAGGGAAAACAAAUCCAAGAAUUUAUGCUCAGCCCCCUCAAGUUCAUCCUUCAAAUCUACUGCCAAUAACAUGCUUAUAUCUUUGCCCACAGUUAUGUGAAGUUGAAUAGAGAUCCAGAUUGGCUUUUUCACUUUUUCGUUUCUUUUUCGGUUUAUUAGGACGACAACGACAACGACGACGUUAGAAAUGUGAAAAUCUUCCUUUACCCACUGACUUGUUUGGCAAACAGAUUUAAAACCCGAACAGUUCGAUCUCUAUCUCUUUCUAUGUUGCUGCGAACUCGAGCAUUUCCUUUGGAAGCGAUGGCUAUACGAUAGUGAUUUAAGCGUA